AUGAAAACAAUAGCAGCUUUAGUCCUCGUAUUAGGACUGGUAGGUGUCGAUAGUGCUAAGCUCACGACCACACUCGCCAACGGACGGGUAGUGGGUGGUGUGCCGGCCACCGCGGGUCAGGCGCCCUGGCAGGUGUCCAUUCAGGUGAACGGGUGGUUCGGGUGGAGUCACAACUGCGGCGGUUCACUCACCGGCAAACGAUCGGUGGUUACGGCCGCCCAUUGUGUCGAAGGCUAUACAAAGGAUACCCUAAAGAUCCAAUACGGGGGUCUCGAUAGGACUGCAUUGGCCACUGAAAACCCAAUCGACACGAUAUUUGAGCAUGAACAGUGGAAUAAAGAGAGCAAGUUCGAUUACGAUUACGCCGUGAUCACCCUGGUCAACGAUAUCCAAUCGACGUCCAAUGUGGGAACCAUUGAGUUGGCACAGACCACACCGGCAGCCGGCACGGCCGCUGACCUGACCGGCUGGGGUCGCACCCAGGGAGGGGCCAGUACUCUACCGACUGACCUACAGUACCAAAGGCUAUCCAUAGUGGCGGCACCCGAUUGUAACGCCCGUUACGGCACAGUUGAGGGUUAUUCGGCAGCUCAGUUGACAAUCAAAUAUGACGGGUUAGGCCGAACUUCCCUCAAGCAAUCGUCUACCAUCUCCAAAGUGGACAUCCAUGCAAACUGGAACUCCCAGACCAUAGACUGGGACUACUGUGUGUUGACUCUGACCAAUAAUAUCGUCAAGUCGUCCACCGUAUCGACCAUAGAGUUGGUACAGACAGCGCCGCCAAACAAUUCUCCCGCAGACCUGACCGGUUGGGGUAAGACGUCGGGCAGUACUAACAACUUACCCGAGAACCUACAGUACACCCCCAUGAAUAUUGUGUCCCGGGAGGAGUGCAACAAAAUAUGGCAACCGGCCGGACAGACAGUCACCGACAGAAUGAUAUGCGCGGCUAACGCGAAGGCCAGUGGUUGCAAUGGUGAUUCGGGUGGACCCCUUGUUGUUGGUGGCAAACUGGUCGGUAUUGUCUCCUGGGUCUACAGGGGAUGUCCGGCUAAUACAGUCCAGUGGCCCACAGCCUACGCCGAUGUUGCCAAUCAGUACACGUGGUUGAGCACAAGGAUUCAAUAA
Oppiella nova is the source of this 1128-nucleotide messenger RNA. The record is from the annotation of a GenBank genome assembly. Lineage: Eukaryota; Metazoa; Arthropoda; Arachnida; Sarcoptiformes; Oppiidae.